GGGCUCCUGCAAGUACAUGUGCGACAAGGAGGAGCUGAAGGACCCGAAGGACAAGUGGGCGUGCAAGGAGAUCGGCGAGCGCACGCCCAAGGAUCCGGACGCAGACUGCUCCGGGCCCGGGGAGAACUGCUUCGAGACGAUGUGCUGCAAGGAUCCAGGCUUCCAAUGCUACUCGCACAACAAGUACUUCGCUGGCUGCAGCGGCAUCUGCGACGUGGAUGUCAUACCCGAGGACCCGGAGGGCGGCGAGCCCUGCGUGGAGAUCGGGGAGCGCGCGGAACUUCCCGACUCAGGGCCCACAAAGUGCUCGUGGUCGGGCGAGGACUGCAGCGGCACGAGGUGCUGCAACGACGCCAACAUGCACUGCUGGAAGAAGGACCGCGCGGGCCCCGACGCCCGCCCCGCCUCCCUCGGCCGGCCCCUCGGCGCCGCGCGCUCAUCCGGCGCCGCGCUCCGGGCCGCCGGUGCAGCGAUGGGGAGCGCCUGUUGCGCGAACGACGGCGGCGACAAGGACGAGAUCAUCGCGGGCAGCACCUUUCCGGGCACGCUUGCUGAUCUGCACGCCUCCGAGCGCGAUAGACCAGAGGCCGCGAGAGGACACGCUGCGUCCGCCGCGCCAGCGACCACAGAGUUCUGGAUUACAGUCGACAGGACCAGGGGCGAGAAGCUGGGCGUUGACGUGGACCACGAGGACGGCGCCACGUUGCACAUUGACAGGAUCACCCCUGGCCUCUUCCAGCAGUGGAACGAGAACAACUGCAACGCGGUCAUGCAUCCGGGCGACCGCAUCGUGGAGGUGAACGGCGCCAGAGGAAACGCUAAUCAGCUGGUCACCGGGACGGGCAGUGCAGCGGGGCCUCGCCGGGCUUGGCGCUCCCCUGCGGCCCGUCCGCGGCGCUCGCCCUCGCCGCCGUGUCGCGGUCGUCGGGGUCGUCGCCCCCCCCCCCCGGGCGCGCGAGGACGGCCCUUUCUGCCCGUGGAGCGGGCGCCUCCCGCUUGGGCUCUUGCCCAGCCGCUCGCCCCCGCCGUCGAUGCGAUCCUCGCCGUCGUCGUGCCCGUCCCCGCCCUCGUCCUCGUCCUUGCUGUCGAGCCUGGGGCGGUCUCGACACCUCAACCUUGGGGCGUCCCUGCCAAGCCUCACCAGUGGUGGUGGCGGAUUGCACAGACUGUAAAAUGAAUUCGCCCUACCACUAUUCAGGCACACUCGGAAAGGCGGGCCUGGGGGACCGGACAGGAGUCGGCGGCCGCUGCCUCGGGAAGACGAGCCCGCCGCUUUGCGCCUGCCGCCCGUCCGUGUCUUCAGCAGCCGCGCCGUGAUGCGCCCUGUAGCAGUUCUUCUGAGCGUCUCAGCCCUCCGCUGGAGGAGCUUGGCCAAGCCAAGGUGCUCGGGCAGCUUGUUGCCUCGAAAGGCUCCGCGGGCACUCGCCUGCACGAGCCACGAGCCGCGUCCAGCCACGGUCCGGAUCCCGCUGCCCCUGCCCUGCUCGCUCCUGCAGCUCCUCUGUAGCCUACGUAAGACGACGCGAAGAUCGGG
Molecule: messenger RNA, 1534 nt
Organism: Prorocentrum cordatum
Lineage: Eukaryota; Dinophyceae; Prorocentrales; Prorocentraceae
Source: the annotation of a GenBank genome assembly